Molecule: messenger RNA, 3479 nt
Organism: Mercenaria mercenaria
Lineage: Eukaryota; Metazoa; Mollusca; Bivalvia; Venerida; Veneridae
Product: tripartite motif-containing protein 66-like
Exons: 4
Coding region: 131-1114 (327 amino acids)
Biological process (GO): positive regulation of DNA-templated transcription
Cellular component (GO): nucleoplasm; chromatin
Molecular function (GO): zinc ion binding; ubiquitin-protein transferase activity
Source: RefSeq, a predicted model, not a curated record
AUCAAUUUUUCAGGUGUAAAUACAUCGAUGUAGGAAUAUCAGUCAGUACAUAUCUUUAAUAAAGGACUGUUUCAAUGUAAAUUCCUGUUCAGAUAAGGAUAAUUACAUCGUAUUUGAUUACAUUAUUUAAAUGGCAGCUGCAAGAAGUUUAGGUAGAUCACAAAUCGAUGCAUCGGACGCAUUUUACGAGUAUACAUGUGUUACGUGUGCAGCAGACAGUAAAAACACAGAGGCUUUAUACAAGUGUAUCGAGUGUCAAGUGUUCUAUUGUGUAAGAUGUGUGGCAGGCCACAACAAAUUCACGGUAAACCACCAUGUUGUUGAUAGAAAGUCGGAGAAAUUCAGAGCUGGUCGGAAAGAAACACCAGUUUAUGAUUCAAGUGAGAUGCCGAAGGAUGUUUGCCAGCAACACCAUGGGGAAGUGAUAAAAAUGUAUUGCGGACAACAUAAUAUUGUCUGUUGUACAGUCUGCAUAGCUGUUCAACACAGAAAUUGCUACGGCGUCGACUAUAUACCAAAAAUAGCAAAGGGAUUGUUGAAAGGAUCUGAAAAAGGUGAAACUACAGCGACAUUAGAGAAAGUUAGAAGUGAUCUCCAAAGACAGAUGUACAAAUUACAGAAAGACCGACAGACCUUAAACAAGCAACGGGAUAAUUCAAUUACUGAGAUACGCCAUAUCAAGAAACGAAUUAUUGCAAGAGUUGAACAGCUGGAAAGGAUGUCAAUCACAGAACUAGAAACCAAACAUGAAGAAAUAUCAGGAGAAAUAAAUCACCAAAGUAAAAAAGUUGAAAACAUGCUCAAAGCUGUAGAGACCCGUCUGGAUAAGCUAAAAGGAAAUCAAAUCAUCACUGAAGCCCAGCUGUUCGUAGACAUAAAGUUUGGAAAUUUACAGGCACAGCAGGGACAAGACUGCAUAAAACAAACUAGCAAGAAGUCGUUUGAGCAAAUUGAGUUCGAGCCAAGUACUAAAAUAUUGAGUAUUUUGCACGACACACAGGCAUUUGGAAUGUUAACAGGUUACGUAGAUGUUCUGGUUCCUGAGGAAACGGAAGUAACACGUGCAUUCCUUGGCAGUCUGCAAGAUGAGCUCAAACGAAGUAAGAUAAAAUGAAAAUGUAUUCAACCAAAGGAAGUAGUUAAGGGACGUUACACUAUCGUAGUAUGUGAAAAGAAUGCACAUUUGGACCUGAAAAAGAACAUAAAACGUAUAUGUAGUCGUACAAACAAUGUGGUUGUCUUGGAACUUACAAAUAUGAGCAGUCUGGCAUCGGCACAUGUAGACUGUAUUGUGGACGAUUGGAUAGACGAUUCAAUAUGUGAAGUCUAUUACAAAACUGACAAGAUUCAUUCUCGUUCGCCAAUAGUUUGGUUUCCAGCGGAAUUAAAUCGACGAACAUUUGAAACAUUAUCAAUGUUUUUACGUGUAUAAACAAUCCGUAUCCAAGAUACCAAAUUGUCAGUGUGAUAUGCAAUCUCAUACAAAUAUGGAAGGACAUGUGCAUAUUGUAAAGCUUUAAAUUUUGCACUCACUUUUUUUCUUUACUGCCUCGGAUUGAAUAGUCAAACGAAUUUUCUACUUCCUUCCUCCUCUAUGUAUAGGCAUAACGUUCAGAGGUUGGCAGAAAGAAAUUAAAAGAAAACUAAGAAUUAAAGACAUGAUUACGCUAGGCAAAACUUGUUAAAAAAAGAUGAUUACAUAGUUAUAUGUACGUUCCCAGAACACAGCCUCCUCUCAAAAUUGAACCCAAUGGCAGCGGAUUUAAAGACACCAUGGACAAAACAAACAAACGAGGGCACAUAGUUGGGCACUGCCUUGGAACGGACAGUGGGAAUACACCAAUGGGGAGAUCAAACUGAUUAUUUGUUUGCAAACUAUUUAUCUCUCUUUAUCCCCAUCACGUUCCAUUGUUACAAGACAGUGUAUGACAAGUAAAGUAUCUCCCUAACAAACGUAUUUUAACUAUACUAUUUGUAACUAAAGGCACUAUAUGUAAAACACAAAUAUGCUGGAGUGAAAAUAUUCAAAAACUUUAAUACCAAAUAUGCAUGUACUCGGUGCAUUUGCAGUAAGCAGAGCAGUACAAGAAACGCCAUUAAGGGCCCGACUAAACGGGUCAAAGGUCAAAUAUCAAAGCAGCUCGGAGCCAGUUUGUUUUACAAACUGCCUAUCAUAGAAUGUUCUACCUGUCUUGUCAAACACAAACAAAAGAAAAGCGAAGCAUCCAGCUGUAAAAGUAAUUAACAACAAACGUGCAGUAUGUCUCAAAAACAUUUGGUCCUAACGUCUUUUAUAAAACUUUUAAUAUUCACUGACUUAGAAAUUUAGGAACUUUGUAAUAAGAUAACCCUAAAAAGUUACGUUUUGAUAAGACACUAUAUGGCCUAAACGUUUGAAGAUUUACAAAUUGUUCCAAACGGAUGAUAACUAAAGAACAUUUAUGCAAGUUGGUGAGAUACUGAAAAAAAUCUUUUUAACAAAAAAAAAAUCAUAUGCCCGUUAAAACGUUCUAUAGAUACAUUCCUUUGCCUUUUGAAGAAUGAAAUAGCAACAGAAAAUCAUAUGCCGUAAUGGAGCGACUUUACCAUUAAUGUACUGAACACAUUUAAAAUUAAUUUCUGAUAUCGAUGAACAUCAAAAAAGUAGUAGCGGCAAUGCUGACAAUAUAAUACUAUAUGAUUUGCCUAAAGCACUGAUAGUACGAGAGUUAUGUAUGGCAACAUGAUAAAAUAUAUGACUGGCUAGUUCCAUUGCCCUUGCCAUCUGCAUCAUUGUUUUUUUCACUUUGAUCAUUUACGGCUUGAAGCUUAAAGAUAUAUUAUAAUGGCCAUCUUUCAUGUAUAUGUACAUUUUAUCUUUUCAUAUUUACUUCAAAUUUCUUUUGUAUUAGGUCUUCAUCAAAUGUAUAUCAGUUUGCUACAUUUAUGAAUUAAGUUAAAUUUAUGAAUUAAGUUAAGCAUAUUGAGUUACAUCCAUAAUUAAAUGCCAUAUUGUAAAAAAUCAAGAUUUGUAGAGGUGUUACACAUUUAUUCUGUGUUUACAGUGUGUUCCAUUUUUAAUCUAAUGCAUAUUAUUGUAAAUACACAGAAGUUUUCUACUUUUUGCAACUUCACAUUCGAACUAUGUAAUUUACAAGCUUUUUUUGCAGGAGUCGUCCCCGUUUACUACAUUUUCGCAUCUUACUGCUUUAUCCAUAGCCAGAUAUCAUACUAUUAGGUUAUUUAACAUUGUUCUGUACAAUACGGAGAUAUAUUUGGACGAGUACCCAGCUGAGAAAACCAUAUUGGACGAGCCGCUAGGCGAGUUCAAUAUGGUUUUCUCAGCUGGGUACGAGUCCAGAUAUAUCUCGUAUUGUACAGUACAAUGUUAAAUAACCUUUUUAUUCUAUAUCUAUUUUAUCUUACUAUAAUAAUAAUUGAAAUUAAAAAUGUUUCACUGAAUAUUGUAUUCCUGCCUUUUCUAGUUUUUCCCAGCUUGG